Pelagomonas calceolata is the source of this 626-nucleotide messenger RNA. Lineage: Eukaryota; Pelagophyceae; Pelagomonadales; Pelagomonadaceae. The record is from the annotation of a GenBank genome assembly.
AUGAUCCUCACGCAGUGCGCCGUCUGCGCCACCGAGCUUGGGCUAACCUUGGGCAAGAAAUGCGGCCGCUGCAGCACGCGCUACUGCGGGCCUGAAUGCCAGGUGCAGCACUGGAAGGAGGGCGGGCACGACCAGCUCUGCAAAUUGAUUAAAAAAGCUGGCGGCGCCGAACAGUAUAAUGCCAACACAAAGUACACGGAGGCAGUAUCGGUCGCGGCGGAGGCGUGCGCGGAGGACACGAAGGGCCAGACGUGCUACAUCUGCACGCAGGCCCUCCAUUGGAAGACGAAGGAGGGUCUCGUGCGCAUGUGUGCGUGCCGCGGGACGGCGGGUUUCGCGCACGUGUCGUGCCUGGCGGAGCAGGCGAAGAUUUUGGUCGCGGAAGUCGAGGAGAGCAAUUUGGAUCACGAGGCGAAGACUGAAAGGUGGACGCGGUGGUACACGUGCAGUCUGUGCGAGCAAGACUACCACGGCGUCGUGGCGUGCGCGCUCGGGUGGGCGUGCUGGAAGACAUACUUGGGGCGGCCGGAGGAGGAUGUGGUUCGGUACUGGCGUUGAGGCAGCUUGGGAACGGUUUGCACGGUGGAGAUCACGACAAGGACGCGUUGUCCGUAAGGAUGGCCGAG